AUGCCAAAAGCGCAAUCCGCAUUCGGAUCGCGAUCAUCAUUAGCGACGUCGCAGGCACGAGGCGAAUCUAGCGACAUCGACUUCAGUUGGAUUCGUGAUGAGGAGAGAAAACUCAGGAACGAGGAACGAGAGAAUGCGAAACGCCUGCCAGAAUGCUAUUUCGGUAUGGAUCCUCCAAAAUUGGAUGACACACCGCUUACUUCUCAUAAUCGUUCAGAACGAGAUGAGAAAGAGAAUCAUCGUAGCAUCGGCAAUGUUCGCAGCACUGCGGCAGCAUUUGAGAACGAGCUGAGGGCAAAACGAGAGCAGGUACAGCGCUUGAAUUGGACCCUCAUACAACCUUUCUUAGCUUAA
This is a messenger RNA of Cooperia oncophora, 354 nucleotides long. The record is from the annotation of a GenBank genome assembly. NCBI's taxonomy places the organism in Eukaryota, Metazoa, Nematoda, Chromadorea, Rhabditida, Trichostrongylidae.